This is a messenger RNA of Mucor velutinosus, 390 nucleotides long. RefSeq lists its product as uncharacterized. The transcript is spliced from 3 exons. The record is from RefSeq and is a predicted model, not a curated record. Gene Ontology annotation, molecular function: RNA binding; structural constituent of ribosome. Gene Ontology annotation, cellular component: cytosolic large ribosomal subunit; ribosome. Gene Ontology annotation, biological process: cytoplasmic translation; ribosomal large subunit biogenesis. Lineage: Eukaryota; Fungi; Mucoromycota; Mucoromycetes; Mucorales; Mucoraceae. Bases 1 to 390 code for a protein of 129 amino acids.
AUGAAGUUCUCUGCUGAUGUUAGCUCCUCUCGUAGAAAGAGCAGAAAGGCUCACUUUGCUGCCACCUCUGAUGUUCGUCGUAAGAUCAUGAGCGCUCCUUUGUCCAAGGAACUCCGUGAGAAGCACAGCGUUCGUUCCAUUCCUGUCCGUAAGGAUGAUGAAGUUAUGGUUGUCCGUGGUACUUACAAGGGUCGUGAGGGUAAGAUUGUCCAAGUCUACCGUAAGAAGUGGGUUAUCCACAUUGACCGUGUCUCCCGCGAGAAGGUCAACGGUGCCACUGCCCCCAUUGGUAUCUCUCCCUCCAAGGUUGUUGUCACUAACCUCAAGUUGGACAAGUCUCGUCUUGCCAUUCUCGAGCGCAAGGGUAAGAAGGAUGCUAUGAAGCAGUAA